UCACCCUAGCAACAUUAACAAGCAUUCCGGAAGAGUAUUUAAGGAGACUGAAACAAUUUUUCAACCCCUACCAUCAUGGGGGUGGUAUGGCUGGCCAAGUUCAUGCUGGGAUGUACAGCACUAUGGUAUGUGGAGCAAGCCCAAGGCCAGGUGGAACUCGGGGACCAUCAAGUGGACAGGUUUGCAGGCUAUGAAGACAGACAAGCCCUGAGAGUGAGAAGAAGAGGACAGGACACACUGAGAGGGCCAAAUGUUUGUGGAUCUCGAUUCCAUUCCUACUGUUGUCCAGGAUGGAAAACAUUACCAGCGGGAAACCAGUGCAUUGUUCCAAUCUGUCGGAACUCAUGUGGAGAUGGAUUUUGCUCACGACCAAACAUGUGUACAUGUUCAAAUGGACAGCUGUCUCCCACUUGUGGGGCUGGUGGAGUUAUCAACUGUAAUGUGCGCUGCAUGAAUGGAGGAUCCUGCAGUGAAGAUUCAUGUUCUUGUCAAAAAGGAUACACAGGGACUCACUGUGGACAACCGGUCUGUGAAAAUGGUUGUCAGAAUGGAGGACGUUGCAUUGGGCCCAAUAGAUGUGCGUGUGUCUAUGGCUUUACAGGACCUCAGUGUGAAAGAGAUUACCGGACCGGGCCUUGUUUCACUCAAAUCAGCAACCAGAUGUGUCAGGGCCAGCUCAGUGGUAUUGUGUGUACAAAGACAUUGUGUUGUGCCACCAUUGGCCGUGCCUGGGGUCAUCCAUGUGAAAUGUGCCCUGCUCAACCCCACCCAUGCCGCAGAGGAUUCAUUCCAAAUAUCCGAACUGGAGCCUGUCAAGAUGUUGAUGAAUGUCAAGCCAUACCUGGUCUGUGCCAAGGUGGUAACUGCAUCAACACAGUUGGUUCCUAUGAAUGUAAAUGCCCCGCUGGACACAAACAGAGCGAGACCUCCCAGAAGUGCGAAGAUAUUGAUGAGUGCAGUACCAUACCUAAUGUUUGUGAUGGUGGGGAAUGCACCAAUACUGCUGGAAGCUAUGUUUGCAUCUGUCCUAGAGGGUUUACCACAAGCCUUGAUGGCUCUCGCUGCAUUGAUCAGAGGACUGGCAGCUGUUUCUCUGCUUUAAUUGGGGGCCGAUGUGCUGGGGAACUUCCUGGCCAGUACACAAAAGGACAAUGCUGCUGUGAUACAGCGCGAUGCUGGGCCUUAGGUCAAAUCCCAGAGAUGUGCCCAGUCAGGGGGUCUGAUGAAUACCGUAGACUUUGCAUUGAAAGCCUGCCCUUAGGCCCUUCAUAUCCAGGAACUUUUUCUGUCGGCCCCGGUAGCAUUGGACCUGGAGGUGUUGGCCCUGGAGGACCUAAUGGAUAUGGUCCCAUUGGGGUUGGACCCAAUGGGCAAGGAACAAUAUCUGGCUUACCGAGUGUGGGCACUGAAAUUGGAACUGCUACAUUGAAUCAGACAGGAGAUAUCUGCAAGCACUUCACCAACUUGUGCCAAAAUGGACGCUGCAUCCCUACACCAAAUAGUUAUCGGUGUGAGUGCAACAUGGGUUACAAACAGGACAGCCGACUGGAAUGUAUAGAUGUAGAUGAAUGUGCUAGUAGUCCAUGUAUUCACGGAGACUGUGUGAACACACAAGGAUCAUACCACUGCAGGUGCCAUGAGGGGUUCCAAAGCAACCCCACCAAACAAGCAUGCAUUGACAUUGAUGAAUGUAUAAUGAACGGAGUGAUGUGUCGGAAUGGGCGUUGUGUGAACACAGAGGGCAGCUUCCAGUGUAUCUGUAAUGCUGGCUUUGAGACUACUCCUGAUGGAAAGAAUUGUGUAGAUCACGAUGAGUGUGCAACCACAAACAUGUGUCUGAAUGGAAUGUGCAUUAAUGAGGAUGGCAGCUUUAAAUGUAUCUGUAAACCUGGCUUUGUGCUGGCACCCAAUGGACGCUACUGUGUUGAUGUGGAUGAAUGCCAGACCCCAGGAAUCUGCAUGAAUGGGCGCUGCAUAAACACAGAGGGUUCUUUCCGUUGUGAGUGCCUUGGUGGGCUGACAAUUGGCAUUGAUGGCCGAGUAUGUGUGGACACCCACAUGAGAAGCACCUGCUAUGGAGGCAUUAAAAAGGGCACCUGUGCCCGCCCCUUCCCUGGUGCUGUCACCAAAUCUGAAUGCUGCUGUGCUAACCCUGACCAUGGAUUUGGAGAGCCCUGCCAGCCUUGCCCCGCCAAAAAUUCUGCUGAAUUCCAGGCUCUUUGUAGCAGUGGGAUUGGAAUUACUGCAGAUGGUAGAGAUAUUAAUGAAUGUGCUCUGAACUCUGAAAUCUGUCCCAAUGGCAUUUGCGAAAACUUGCGUGGCAGCUAUCGCUGUAUAUGUAAUGUGGGCUAUGAAUCAGAUGCUAGUGGAAAAAACUGCGUAGAUGUUGAUGAAUGUGCUGUGAACCGCCUGCUUUGUGAUAACGGCCUCUGCAGGAACACUCCUGGCAGCUACACAUGCAGCUGCCCUAAGGGUUACGUCUUCAAACCUGAGUCAGAAACCUGUGAAGAUGUCAAUGAAUGUGCAUCCAACCCCUGUGUUAAUGGGGUCUGCAGGAACAAUGCUGGCUCCUUUGUGUGCGAGUGUUCAUUCGGAAGCAAACUGGAUCCUACUGGGACUAUUUGUGUGGACAGCAUGAAAGGAACCUGUUGGUUAAACAUCCAAGAUGGUCGAUGUGAGGUUAACAUCAACGGAGCUACUCUCAAGUCCGAAUGCUGUGCAACUUUAGGAGCUGCUUGGGGAAGCCCUUGUGAGCGUUGUGAGAUUGACUCUGCAUGUCCAAGAGGAUAUUCCAGGAAGAAGGGAGUUGCUUGUGAAGAUGUUAAUGAAUGUGAAGUCUUCCCCGGAGUUUGUCCCAAUGGGCGCUGUGUGAAUACUGCCGGGUCCUUUAAAUGCGAGUGUCCAGAGGGGCUGACCUUGGAAAGCUCAGGAAGAACAUGUGUUGAUAUACGUGCUGAGCAGUGCUACAUGAAAUGGGAUGAAGAUGAGUGUGCAGCUCCUUUAUCUGGUAAAUACAGAAUGGAUAUGUGCUGCUGCUCUGUGGGUGCUGCCUGGGGUAUUGACUGUGAGGAGUGCCCUAAACCUGGAAGCGAGGAAUAUAAGAACAUUUGCCCAAGAGGACCUGGCUUUGCUAAUAGAGGAGAUGUUCUGUCUGGUCGUCCAUUCUACAAAGAUGUGAAUGAGUGUAAGGUAUUCAAUAGCCUUUGCACUCAUGGAACAUGUCGUAACAGCAUUGGAAGCUUCAGGUGUAUCUGUGACAAUGGUUUUGCUUUGGAUGCUGAAGAAAGGAACUGUACUGAUAUAGAUGAAUGCCGAAUUUCUCCUGACCUAUGCGGACAUGGAACAUGUGUGAACACACCUGGGAGCUUUGAAUGUGAAUGCUUUGAUGGUUAUGAGAGUGGCUUCAUGAUGAUGAAAAACUGCAUGGACAUUGAUGAGUGUGAGAGAGACCCACUACUGUGCAGAGGAGGAACAUGUAUUAACACUGAAGGCAGCUUUGAAUGUAUAUGUCCACCUGGUCACGAGCUGAAUACAGAAGGCAACGCCUGUGUGGAUAUAAAUGAGUGUUCCUUGAGUGAUAACCUGUGCAAGAAUGGACGCUGUGUGAACAUGAUUGGAACAUACCAGUGCUCUUGCGAUUCUGGCUUCCAGUCAACACCUGACCGUCAGGGUUGUAUGGACAUUGAUGAGUGUUCAAUCAUGAACGGAGGAUGUGACACGCAAUGUACCAAUUCAGAGGGCAGCUAUGAGUGCAGCUGUAGUGAAGGAUAUGCACUGAUGCCAGAUACGAGAUCCUGUGCAGAUAUUGAUGAAUGUGAGGACAACCCAGAUAUCUGUGAUGGAGGGCAGUGUACCAAUAUCCCUGGAGAGUAUCGCUGCUUGUGCUUUGAUGGCUUCAUGGCUUCUCUAGAUAUGAAGACGUGUGUAGAUGUUAAUGAAUGUGACCUGAACCCAAACAUCUGCCUGCAUGGAGAUUGUGAGAACACUAAAGGUUCUUUCAUCUGUCACUGUCAGUUGGGUUACUUUGUGAAGAAGGGAACCACAGGAUGCACAGAUGUUGAUGAAUGUGAAAUAGGAGCACACAACUGCGAUGUGCAUGCAUCUUGCAUCAAUGUACCCGGAAGCUUUAAAUGCAAAUGUCGAACUGGUUGGAUUGGAGAUGGCCUUACAUGUAUUGAUCUUGAUGAAUGCUCUUCAGAGGAACAUAACUGUAACGCAAAUGCCAACUGUGUAAACACUCCUGGCUCAUACAGAUGUGCAUGCAAUGAAGGAUUCAAUGGGGACGGUUUUACUUGCUCAGAUGUUGAUGAGUGUGCAGACAAUGUAAAUCUGUGUGAAAAUGGUCAUUGCUUAAAUGCGCCCGGAGGGUACCGCUGUGAGUGUGAAAUGGGAUUCACUCCUACUGAGGACAGCAAAGCUUGUCAAGAUAUUGAUGAGUGCACUUUCCAGAAUAUUUGUGUAUUUGGGACAUGCCAGAAUCUGCCAGGAAUGUUCCGCUGUAUCUGCGAUGAUGGUUAUGAGCUUGACAGAAGUGGAGGAAACUGUACUGAUGUGAAUGAAUGUGCUGACCCAGUGAACUGUAUCAAUGGUCUGUGCGUGAACACUCCAGGAAGUUACUUGUGCAAUUGCCCACAGGACUUUGAAUUAAAUCCCACUGGAGUUGGUUGUGUUGAUACUCGAGUAGGAAACUGCUACUUGGAAACACUGACAAGAGGAGAUGCUAGCCUUGCUUGUAGUGCUGAGAUUGGAGUAGGUGUUACACGAGCAUCCUGCUGUUGCUCCCUGGGACGUGCCUGGGGAAACCCUUGUGAAAGCUGCCCUCUUGGCAACUCUACUGAAUAUAAAACACUCUGCCCAGGAGGAGAGGGAUUCAGACCAAAUCCUAUAACAGUUAUUUUAGAAGAUAUUGAUGAAUGCCAGGAACUCCCUGGACUGUGUCAGGGUGGCAACUGUGUAAACACGUUUGGAAGUUUCCAGUGCGAGUGUCCACUUGGCUACUACCUGAAUGAGGAAACCCGCAUUUGUGAAGACAUUGAUGAGUGCUCUGCUCACAUUGGAAUCUGUGGACCGGGUACAUGUUACAACACACUUGGGAACUACACCUGUGUUUGCCCUCCAGAGUAUAUGCAAGUCAACGGAGGAAACAAUUGUAUGGAUAUGAGGAAAAGCGUGUGUUACCGUAACUACAAUGAUACAUGUGAGAAUGAACUGUCCACAAACAUGACAAAGAAAAUGUGCUGCUGUUCCUACAACAUCGGAAAAGCGUGGAACAAACCUUGUGAGGCAUGUCCGGUGCCAGCCAGUCCUGAAUACCAAAUUCUAUGUGGAAACCAAGCACCUGGUUUUAUUAUUGAUAUCCGAACUGGUAAACCUAUGGAUAUUGAUGAGUGCAGUGAAAUUCCUGCAAUUUGCACCAAUGGAGUCUGCAUCAACCAGAUUGGCAGCUUCCGUUGCGAAUGUCCAAUGGGAUUCAGCUACAACAACAUUCUUCUCAUCUGCGAAGACAUUGAUGAGUGCAGCAGUGGAGAGAACCUGUGCCAGAUAAAUGCAGAUUGCAUUAACAUCCCAGGCUCAUACCGCUGUGAAUGUUCAAGUGGCUAUAAGCUAUCACCUAGUGGAGCUUGCGUUGGCCGAAAUGAAUGUAAUGAGAUCCCAAAUGUGUGCAGCCAUGGAACAUGUAUGGAUACAACUGGAAGCUAUAUCUGCAUCUGUCACAAUGGAUUUAAAGCAACUGCCGACCAAACCAUGUGCAUGGAUAUUGAUGAGUGUGAUCGCCAGCCUUGCGGCAAUGGUACUUGCAAGAACACCGUGGGCUCUUAUAACUGCCUCUGCUUCCCUGGCUUUGAACUGACUCACAACAAUGACUGCAUGGACAUAGAUGAAUGCUCUUCCUUUGCGGGACAAGUAUGCCGAAAUGGACAGUGCAUUAACAACAUUGGGUCCUUCCAGUGUCUGUGUCAUGAAGGCUAUGAAAUCACUCCAGAUGGAAAGAAUUGUGUUGAUAUUAAUGAGUGCGUUAGCUUACCUGGGACCUGCGCUCCAGGCACGUGUCAAAAUCUGGAAGGAUCCUUCCGCUGUAUCUGCCCCCCAGGCUAUGCAGUACAGAAUGACAACUGCAUCGAUAUUAAUGAAUGUGAUGAUGAGCCCAACAUCUGUCUCUUUGGAACCUGUACUAACACUCCUGGCAGUUUCCAGUGUGUAUGUCCUCCAGGAUUUAUCUUGUCUGAUAAUGGGCGUCGUUGCUUUGAUACUCGUCAGAGUUUCUGCUUCACUCAGUUUGAUAAUGGAAAAUGCUCAGUGCCUAAAGCCUUCAACACUACAAAAUCAAAGUGCUGCUGCAGCACAAUGGCUGGCGAGGGCUGGGGAGAUCCCUGUGAGCUCUGUCCACAGGAAGGAACUGUGGCUUUCCGAGAACUCUGCCCAUAUGGUUUUGGCUCCAUCCCUAACAUUGGCGAUACCAGAGAAGAUGUCAAUGAAUGUGCUGAGAACCCCGGUAUUUGCAUCAAUGGAGUCUGUAUUAACACUGAUGGCUCUUUCCGAUGUGAAUGUCCCUUUGGGUAUAAUCUAGACUACACCGGGGUUAACUGUGUAGAUACGGAUGAGUGCUCCAUUGGAAACCCAUGUGGAAACGGAACAUGCUCCAAUGUGGUUGGAGGAUUUGAAUGUGCUUGUGAUGAAGGUUUCGAACCAGGGCCUAUGAUGACUUGUGAAGAUAUCAAUGAGUGCACAAACCCUCUUCUGUGUGCUUUCCGCUGCAUAAACACUUAUGGAUCAUAUGAAUGCACCUGCCCAUCUGGAUAUACUCUGAGAGAGGACCGCAGGAUGUGCAAAGAUUUAGAUGAAUGUACAGAAGGUCUACAUGACUGUGAAUCCCGAGGAAUGAUGUGUAAGAAUCUGAUUGGUACAUUCAUGUGUAUCUGCCCACCAGGCAUGCAGCGGCGCCCAGAUGGAGAAGGUUGCAUGGAUGAAAAUGAAUGUCGUACAAAGCCUGGAAUCUGCCCCAAUGGACGCUGUGUGAAUACUAUUGGAAGUUACAAGUGUGAUUGCAAUGAAGGCUUCCAAGUUAGCGCUUCUGCAACAGAAUGUAUUGACACACGCCAAGGAUCUUGUUUCACCGAAGUGCUACAAACAAUGUGCCAACUUUCAUCUACAAAUCGUAACAUGGUCACCAAGUCAGAAUGCUGCUGUAAUGGAGGACGGGGCUGGGGUAACCAGUGUGAACUCUGUCCCCUUCCUGGAACAGGACCAUUUAAGAAGAUGUGCCCACAUGGCCCUGGCUUCACUACUGAUGGCAGAGAUAUUGAUGAAUGUAAAGUGCUUCCUAACCUGUGCAAAAAUGGCCAGUGCAUAAAUACCAUUGGAUCUUUCCGCUGUCACUGUAAUUUGGGCUACACCACAGACAUUACUGGAACAACUUGUGUCGAUUUGGAUGAAUGUUCUCAGUCUCCUAAACCUUGCAACUUCAUAUGUAAGAAUACAGAGGGCAGCUAUCAGUGCUCUUGUCCAAGAGGCUACAUCAUGCAAGAAGAUGGCAAGACCUGCAAAGAUUUGGAUGAAUGUUCCACCAAACAGCACAACUGUCAAUUCCUGUGUGUUAACACCAUUGGAAGCUUCAACUGCAAAUGUCCACCCGGUUUUACUCAGCACCAGUCCUCUUGCAUUGAUAACAAUGAGUGCAGUGCUCAACCAUCCUUGUGCGGCUCCCGUGGUAUGUGCCAAAACAGCCCUGGUAGCUACACCUGUGAGUGCCAGAAAGGUUUUACACUAGAUAACGCUGGCAGCAACUGUGAAGAUGUGGAUGAGUGUGAUAGCAACCACCGUUGUCAACAUGGCUGCCAGAAUGUCCUAGGAGGAUAUCGCUGUGGCUGCCCACAGGGCUAUGUUCAGCACUAUCAGUGGAACCAGUGUGUUGAUGAGAAUGAAUGUUCCAGCCAGUCCACUUGUGGUUCCGCCUCCUGCUACAACACUUUGGGAAGCUUCAAGUGCAUAUGUCCUUCUGGAUUUGAUUUUGAGCAGUCUUUUGGAGGGUGCCAGGAUGUUGAUGAAUGUUCAUCUGGGGCAAGCCCUUGUAGUUAUGGUUGUUCCAACACUGAUGGUGGCUAUCUUUGUGGAUGUCCUGGAGGAUAUUUCCGAGCUGGCCAAGGGCAUUGUGUGUCUGGCUUAGGAUUUGGCAAAGGUUCUUAUCUACCAGCUCCUGUGGAAGAAGAUGAAGAAAACAUCUUGUCCCCUGAAAACUGCUACGAGUGCAAGGUCAACGGGUAUCCAAAGAGAGGAAGGCAGCGACGCAGCACAAAUUCCACCUCUGAACAUGAGGUAAGAGAUAAACUAACUCACAGCAUGGCUAGCCUUGACAUCGAUGGACCAAUUAAGAUGAACUUCAACAUGUCCCAUUUGACAAACAAAGAACAUAUCAUGGAUUUAAUGCCAGCGGUCCAGCCACUGAUCAACCAUGUACGCUAUGUCAUCUCUCAGGGUAACGAGGAUAACAACUUUCGCAUUCAUCAGAAGGAGGGUCAAAGUUUCUUGCAUCUUGGCCGCAAAAAGGUAACUCCAGGUUUGUAUAACCUGGAGAUUACCAGCGUGCCUCUAUACCGCAAGAAGGAACUGCAGAAAUUAGAGGAUGAGAAAGACUUCAACUACCUCAAUGGGGAAAUAGGCCAAACACUCAAGAUGAAACUUCAGAUCCAACUUUAUUAAGAUCAGAAACAAUUCUUACGUGGCCUUCACAAGAUUUGAACUUAAAUUUAUAGAGAAAGUCUUCUUCUGUCUUCUCUUUAAUUAGCAAGCUUUUGUGUCAGAACCUCAGCACUAAGGCAUAAAAUUGAUGGGAAAUGUGGAAUAUGAGUUCAGCUGUGACCAAUGUCCAUAUGUAUUUUAGGAUUAUUUUCAUAGUAUUUUUGUUAUGUAAAAAAUGGGAGGGGUAAGAGUGACAGGAGGGCAGAGUGUUCAAUGGAUAUGAUGCAUCAGAUGCCCUGAGCAAAGUUACGGAUUUGUACAAGCAGAUGGAGGGCAAAUUCUCCAAAUGCCUUUCCUUUUUUUUUUACCAAAAGCUCUAACAUGGAUGCCAAUGACAGAAAGGACUCUAGUGCCUUAAAGUGCCUUACAAGUGGCCUUGAGAAUACAGCAGUGUUGCAGCAGAAGCUUUUUAUACCUAAGUGCUACAAUACUGUGUAUAUGGUGCUUCUAAAAGAAGUUCAAAAUACAUAGUGUACUGUAAGAGUGGUCACUGGAAUUCCCAGAUUAAUAUAAUGAAUGUUUUUGUAUUUUUAUUCUUUUUGUUUAAAAGAUUUGAAUAUUUGUACUGUAAUUACAGCAUCAUUACUGCUACUAGCAAGUGUAGGCAGCCAGAGAUGAGAGUUGAUAUAAACCAUUUUAUUUGCAGUUUGGGCUCUCUGUUGUCAUCAUGCAUAGCCUUUAUGCUGCUGAU
This is a messenger RNA of Nanorana parkeri, 9427 nucleotides long. Its product is annotated as fibrillin-2-like. The coding region runs from base 76 to 8697 and encodes 2873 amino acids. The record is from RefSeq and is a predicted model, not a curated record. The transcript is spliced from 64 exons. Gene Ontology annotation, molecular function: calcium ion binding. NCBI's taxonomy places the organism in Eukaryota, Metazoa, Chordata, Amphibia, Anura, Dicroglossidae.